AUGACUCCACCACUUCUACCUCUGGGUGAAGGACCAAGAGUCAUCGUGUACCAUCAAACACAUCACGGUCCCAAUGAUGGGCCGCCGGUCAGCUUGCUGCCUCUCAUCACACAGAGGACAGGAGUCACUCACGUUGUCGUGGCCGCCAUACACUUGAACGAUCCUCCCGGGAAUAUCACGUUAAACGACCACCAACCAGACCAUGAACGCUUCAAAACGUUAUGGAGUGAGGUCGCUUGGAUGCAGGCCAGCGGUGUGAAAGUACUUGGACUUUUGGGUGGCGCUGCUAAGGGCUCAUACGAAAGACUCGAUGGUCAAGAUCUGGCACGUUUCGAGUCUUACUAUGUGCCGCUGCGAGAUCUUAUUCGCAGGCAUCGUCUUGAUGGCCUGGAUCUGGAUAUCGAGGAGCCCACGUCCUUACCGGGGACUGUGCGGUUGAUAGAUCGGCUACGUGCUGACUUCGGGCCUUCUUUCAUCAUCACACUUGCUCCAGUGGCGACUGCGCUGCUUCCCAACCAGCCACAUCUAUCGGGUCCUGCAUUCGACUAUAGACUGCUGGAACAGAUGCGAGGGAACGAGAUUGCGUGGUAUAAUACUCAAUUCUACUGCGGCUGGGGCGACGCAAGCUCGACUGCAUGGUAUGACGCUAUCAUGAGUGUAGGCUGGAAGCCAGAGAAAGUUGUAUUCGGACUCAUCACAAACUCCGCCAAUGGCCCUGGGCACAUCGAAUGGGAGCGACAGGAGCCAGUAUUGAGAGCACUUCGAGCAAAAUACCCAGGAUUCGGCGGAGUGAUGGGCUGGGAGUACUUCAACUCUCUUCCUGGUGAUUGUGCUAGACCUUGGGAGUGGGCAGCGAACAUGGCUAAAACGAUACGGACGCCAAUGCCCAUCGCUCCGCCUAUACCGAUUCGACCAUACGGACAGCCAGCACAACUACCACGACCAGCCCAUCCGUUUCCGGCCGAAAGCGUGCGAACGUUGACGGAUCUUGGAUUCACGGAUCAGCAAGCUAUAGCCGCCCUAAACUCUACUAGUGGAAACGUGGAGCACGCAGCGGCGUUCCUCUUCCAGGAUUAA
This is a messenger RNA of Fulvia fulva, 1077 nucleotides long. RefSeq lists its product as uncharacterized. The record is from RefSeq and is a predicted model, not a curated record. Gene Ontology annotation, molecular function: chitinase activity; protein binding. NCBI's taxonomy places the organism in Eukaryota, Fungi, Ascomycota, Dothideomycetes, Mycosphaerellales, Mycosphaerellaceae. Gene Ontology annotation, cellular component: extracellular region. Gene Ontology annotation, biological process: carbohydrate metabolic process. Bases 1 to 1077 code for a protein of 358 amino acids. The transcript is spliced from 2 exons.